Glossina fuscipes is the source of this 1452-nucleotide messenger RNA. It is a transcript of the gene Art1, whose product is annotated as protein arginine N-methyltransferase 1-B. Lineage: Eukaryota; Metazoa; Arthropoda; Insecta; Diptera; Glossinidae. Gene Ontology annotation, molecular function: protein-arginine N-methyltransferase activity. The coding region runs from base 32 to 1129 and encodes 365 amino acids. The transcript is spliced from 4 exons. Gene Ontology annotation, biological process: peptidyl-arginine methylation. Gene Ontology annotation, cellular component: nucleus. The record is from RefSeq and is a predicted model, not a curated record.
AUACUUAUAACAAAUUAUUUAGUUUUUUUUAAUGAACAUGUCGGAAGAUAUAAUUAUGCAGCCCACUAAUGAUGCUAAUAAUGCAACCAAUAACGUAAUGAAGAAACCCGAUAAUGCGACAGAAGGCGCUACUCUGGCGGAAGAAAUGACUUCUCGUGAUUAUUACUUUGAUUCAUAUGCACAUUUUGGUAUACACGAAGAAAUGCUUAAAGAUGAAGUGCGUACCAUAACUUAUCGGAAUGCCAUGUAUCACAAUAAGCAUUUAUUUAGAGGAAAAGUGGUAUUGGAUGUAGGGUGCGGGACAGGCAUUUUGUCUAUGUUCGCCGCCAAAGCUGGUGCUGCUACGGUUAUUGCUGUUGAUUGUUCGAAUAUAGUGGAAUAUGCUCGCCAGGUUGUCAUCGAUAACAAUCUCCACGAUAUUAUUAAAGUAGUAAAAGGGAAAAUUGAGGAAAUUGAAUUACCAAAUGGCAUUGAAAAAGUAGACAUAAUAAUUUCAGAAUGGAUGGGUUACUGCUUAUUUUAUGAGUCUAUGCUGGAUACCGUUUUAUUCGCUCGAGAUAAAUGGUUAAAAUCUGAAGGUAUGAUGUUUCCUGAUCGUGGUACGUUAUACAUAACAGCUAUCGAAGAUCGUCAAUAUAAGGAUGAAAAGAUCAAUUGGUGGGACGAUGUGUACGGAUUUGACAUGAGUUGCAUACGUAAAGUGGCUAUUACUGAGCCACUUGUAGAUGUAGUUGAUCCCAAACAAGUAGUAUCAACGUCGUAUCUUGUAAAAGAAGUUGAUUUAUAUACCGUAAAGAAGGCGGACUUGCAAUUUAUGUCACCGUUCAAAUUAGUUUGCAAACGUAAUGAUUUCGUGCAAGCGCUAGUCACCUAUUUUAAUAUCGAAUUCACUAAGUGCCACAAACGUUUGGGCUUCAGUACCUCACCGGAAGCCACAUACACCCAUUGGAAGCAAACAGUAUUCUAUCUUGAUGACUAUUUGACCGUUAAGAAAGGCGAAGAGAUCACCGGAAUAUUUAAAAUGAAACCAAAUGAACGCAAUAAACGAGAUUUAGAUUUUAAUAUUGAGGUGCAUUUUAGAGGCGAACACUCUGAAGUACAUGAAGACAAUGUCUACAGAAUGCGCUGAUAUCCGGCACAUCCCAUCGACAACGAUCAAGACUAAAGUUUAGAUUUUAAGUUAUUUUAUCAUAGCAUUCAAAAAAAUCGUAACAUUGAACUCACGUCUACCAGUACUAUGACAAUGCCCAUUGCAAACUCUCAAAUCUGUCAUUUGUAUGAAUUAAUACUUAAUGUUUAUAUUUUAUUAUUGACUGAUGGUCAGCUUUUUUUUUUUACUUCCCUACUUGAAUUUUAUUAUCAUUUUUUAUAAAACGAAAUGCAAUGGGAUUAAUAUGAGAAAAAGUUAUUAUAGAAUAUCUUACGGUUCAUAAAGAAAUUUAUUCAAGAGAA